Rhagoletis zephyria (snowberry fruit fly) is the source of this 798-nucleotide messenger RNA. NCBI's taxonomy places the organism in Eukaryota, Metazoa, Arthropoda, Insecta, Diptera, Tephritidae. The record is from RefSeq and is a predicted model, not a curated record.
AUGGCGGCCAGACCCAACCUCAACAAAAUCAAGGUUCCACAGUGGAUGCCUCAGGAGCCUGGCGCUUGGUUCCGCAUGCUGGAGCUAAUCUUUGUGCGCGAAAACAUCACCGAUGAGGCAGAUAAGGUUCUUCUGGUAUUGCAAAAUGUUCCACCCUCUGACACUCAGAAGAUUGUCUCCCUGGCUUGGAAAGCCAGCUAUGUUGCCGGUGAUUACGCUAACAUCAAAACAGCUAUCAUCGGAAUGAACACAAUCUCAGAUGACGAGAAGCUGAACCGCCUUUUUCACUCCGAGUCUCUUGGAGAUCAACGGCCUUCCGAGCUUUACUACAAAAUGAAAAAUCUGGCCGACAGCGUGGUUGGUGGUGCGGUACCUACGAACGUGGUUUUCAAUCGCUGGGUAAAUAUGCUUCCCACUAACUGCAUCAGCUUUGCCAAGGCUCUCGCCGACAACUUUGACCCAGCUAAACACCUUGCGAGCAUUGACGACCUGCACGCCCUGCUUGCAAAUCGCAGUGGAAAUCAUGUUAGCGGUAUCUCCACUUCUAGCCCUUCACGCAAUCGCUCUACUUCUCGCGGUCGCUCUGCUUCCCGCAACCGCUCCAGCUCACGUGAUCGUGCUUCCUCACGUGACCGCUCUUCGUCACGUGGUCGCUCCAGCAAAGGUGGCUCUUCCUUCGACAAAGGCUACAAUCCAGACGGUCCAUUUUGCUGGUAUCACUUCCGUUUUGGCAAAAAGGCCCGGAAGUGUAACAAAGACGGUUGUCCCCUUCGCAAGAAGGGAAACGACAACCAGUAG